Tetrahymena thermophila SB210 is the source of this 3970-nucleotide messenger RNA. RefSeq names its product cyclic nucleotide-binding domain protein. The record is from RefSeq and is a predicted model, not a curated record. Gene Ontology annotation, molecular function: voltage-gated potassium channel activity. Gene Ontology annotation, biological process: regulation of membrane potential; potassium ion transmembrane transport. Lineage: Eukaryota; Ciliophora; Oligohymenophorea; Hymenostomatida; Tetrahymenidae. Gene Ontology annotation, cellular component: membrane. The transcript is spliced from 6 exons.
GUUUAAUAAUACAUACAUAGAUCAUUAGUAGAAUUUGUUUGUGUGAUUAGUAUAAUUAAAAAAUCAAAUAUUGCUUUAAUAUUUUAAAUCUUAAUACAUUGAAAUAUUGUCAGGGGAUGCUUAAAUUUAUGAAAGUUGCGAUGACGCAAAGUGAUCAAGAUUAUCAAAAAGAGGAAAGCUACUCUUAGACUUUAGUUAGUCCAAAAUAAGACUAUUAUCCACACAAAUCAGCUAGAAAUUAUAAUCCUAAUAUACUACUAAGCAAUAACAGUAACCAGAUUGAUUCUUUUAAUGAAGAAGAUCCAAGAAGAUACCUUUCUAUUAAUAGUCCUAAAAGCUCUGUCAGAUUUGGAGAUGAGCAGAGAAGAAUUCUUCUUGAUGGGAAGAAUAAUUUAGAUAAAUUGGCUGAUAAAUAUUGCGAUGAAGAGUAAGAAGAAGAGGAAUAUGAUUCUGUAUAACUUGAUAAUAAUUAAGAAAAUGUAGUUAGCAAGAAACUAUAAUCUUAUCUAAGAAACUCACCAAACAACAAUGAUAGUUCUAAUACAGGAGAAGAAAUUAAAAAUUCUUGGGGUACACAAUUUGAAAAAGAUUAAAAGCAAAACAGAAAUUUAGAUGUAUUAACUCUAAAUAGCCAGAAGCUUUCUGUUUAAGGAAGAGACAAAAGAAGGAAAUGCUCACUGUUUAUAGAAAACUUAGGUGCAGAAUUUUUGAAAUUUGAAGAGAAAACUCUUCGAUCAAAUGAUUAAAUUUCUCAAUAUGAGGCAAAUGCAAUCAGCAUUUCUCCUACUAAACCGCAAUCUUUAUAUGCAAAACACUUAUUAUAGCUCGUAGGAUAGAAUUCCUUCAGCAGUAGGUAUCAAAGUAUUAACUUACACAAUGAAAAUGUUAGCGGUGCUCUUAAUCCCUUAAAUGAUACACCAAUGAAUGAAGAAAUAUUUAAAAAAGAUUCAUCCAAAAGCGAUGAAAACAAUCUUAAAGGCUUUAAAGGCGUUUGGAAAAAGAAAUCUCUUAUCAUCAUUUACCUAGCAAGAAAAUUUGUUGUUGACUUAAAAAAGUAUUCAAAUAUAUGGAGACUAAAAAAUUUAACAGCCAACUAGUUUCGAGCUAUAAAUGAUAUUAGUAGUGAUGAAAACGAAUUCUUGAUGAACUCUGAAAAAGGACAUGAAGGCUUUUUCAGUAAACUGAUGCUUAAAAUUAAAAAUAACAAGACUUUAACAAAAUUUAUUAUGCAUAACUUUGUUGUAAUUCGGCCUGACAGUCCAUUUAAGCUAUUAUGGGAUUGCUUCAUUUUAAUUCUACUAUUCAUUAAUAUUUUUUAUAUUCCAAUAAAAAUUUGCUUUACAGGAGUUCACUAAAUGAAAUUAAAUGAAAUGUAUUAGGUGCUUUUAUACGAUUUACCCGGAUAUUCAUUCAUAUUAGAUUCAAUUAUAAGAGCAAAUACUGCGUUUUACCAAAAGGGAUAACUUAUUACUCAAAAAUCAAAGAUUUUAAUGAAUUAUUAUAAAGAAAGUUUUUUUUUAGAUUUAUUUAUUAUAAUUCCAUAUUUGAUUUCUAUUAAGGCUAAUAUUCCAUUUUUGGAUAUUACUUUCUUGCUCAGGCUUACAAGAUUGACAAGUAUUUUUAAUAACUUUGAAUAAAUGUUAAACCUUUCCUAAAAGCGAAGUGCGAUCUUUAUUCUUAUUAGAUUAUUUUUUACAAUGUUCCUAGUGGCUCAUUUUUGUGGUUGUGCUUUUUUUUAUGCUGGAACUUAUAAUUUGUUGCCAUACAACGAAAAAUCAAAUCUUGAUUUAGAUCAAAUUUCUUGGGUUUAAAAGGCUGAUAUUUUAGAUAAAUCUUUCUAAGAAAAAUACACUGCAUGUCUUUAUUGGGCGACAAUCACUAUGAUUACUGUAGGUUAUGGAGAUAUUGUGCCGACAAGAACCACAGAAAGAUAAUUAGCAUUAAUAAUUACGUUAUUUAGUUGUGCAGUUUAUGCUUAUUCUAUUAAUGUUAUUGGUCUUAUAUUGUAAGAAAUAACAAAAGAGAAACAGAUUUUAAAAAAUAAACUGAGUGUAUUAAGCUCUUAUAUGAAAAAGAGAGGCUUAAGCAGUGCACUUUAAGAAAAGGUGAAGACUUAUUUUAAUUAUAUGCAUGAAGAAGACCUUAAGUUUAAUGAAGGAGGAGAAAUCUUCUUUAAGGAGGUAAAAGGACAAUUAAAAACAGAAGUUCUAUCUGAAAUUUACUAUAAAACUCUUUGUUAGUCCAACCUCUUCAGGAUGAGUUUUUCAUAAAAUUUUUUAAAGAGUCUGUCAUUUGUUAUGGAAGAGUAAAAGUAUGUCUGUGACGAAGUCAUUUUAGACAUAGGACAAGAAUGCAACAGUCUUUACUUCAUUUCUAGAGGUGAGGUUUAAAGUUUAAUUGAUGGUGGAAUAGUUAUUGGAAAUCACUAUAAAGGAGAUAUUUUUGAUGAGAUUUCAUUUUUUAGGGAUGGAAUGAGCCAAAUUAAAUAUAAAAGCAAUGGGAUAACAACAAUUGUUUUGUUAAAAAAAGAGAGCUUUAUAAGUGUUUUGAAAAAAUACCCUAGAGAUUAUGAAAAAUAUUGUGUGAUGAGAGACAAAAUAAAAUUUUACAAUAAUUUAAGAAAUUUUGAACAUAAGUGUAAACUGUGCUAGUCAUUUAAACAUACUAUCAGAGAUUGCUUAUUUGUAAAUCCUUAAUUUAAUAAUCCAAAGAUCUUAUAUGAGCAUAAUAGAAAUGUCAAUUAAGAGAGAAAUCCAGAGGUUAAAAGAUCAUCUCCAAUACUUUCAUUCAGUGAAUUCAAAGAAAAUCAAAGAGAAGUUAGAGAUACUGUGAUUAAAUAUUUAAUAGAUUAGAAUCCAUUUGAAGAAAGUCCACAAGACCUACUCAAUAUAAUUUAGUAAAUUGUUGAUUAUGACAACAUAGAAACCCAGCAAUAUAAAGGGACUUACUAAACUUCUCUCAACUAAUGUGAAAUUCCAUCCCCAGAUUGUGGAUCAAUAUACAAAAAAGUUAAUUUUUCAACUUCACAAGAUUUAACUGAAGUAUCAGACGAGAGUCCUUUUAAUAAUAAAAAAGGAAAAUCAUUUGGAUAAAAUAUUAUUUAAAAGAAAUUAAGUGGAAUAAUUAAUGAUUAACAAAUGAUUUCUAGCUCUUAUUAAAAUAAUCACCAAUAUUAAUAAAAUAGUUUAAAAAACCAAGAUGGUCAAAGAAUUUACUAUUAAAAUCAAUAGAAAAUCAAGUAAUUAGAUGAAAUCGAAGAAAAUUAACAAUUAGAUUAAAUAAAUAACGUAUAAACAUAACAAUCAAAUUAUUAAGACAGAUACCUCAGCAUACCUUCUGACAUGGUCAGUAUUAAUAGUCACAUGUAUACUAAUACAAAAAAAAUUACCUCAUAAUAAACAAUGAAUAGUUAGAGAGCACAGCUACAUCGAUCGUCUUCUAAGAGCUACGCUAUCAAUAAUGACAAUCCUCCUAGCAAUAGUUAAUAAAUGUCUAAAUUCGAACCUUAAACCUUUAGCUCAAAGAAUAUAAUACCUAACGAAAAUAGCUUCACUAUUGAUAAUAGUGUAAGGGUUGCAAAAAAUGUAAAGUAAGCAGAUUAAUUAUUUUAAAUCUAAAACUAAAAGAACUUUAUGGUAUUAAAAGAUUUUGAUAAAGGGUUUUAAUUUUAGAUUUACUUUCCUGAAAAAAAUUUUGAUAAUGUCAUUUAAGAUGCGAUGAAAGCUCGUAGAAAAACAGUUUAAAAUAUAAAUAAGGUGAUUGAUAUAAGAAAGUAAGAAGAUAAAUUAAAGCUGAUAAGAAGUAAUUUAAAUCUAACAAAAGAAAGAUCCAAAUACAAAUAAUCUACCAAAAUGAAUAAGUCUAAUCAAUAGAUUUAUUUGUCUUCCAUUUCUAUUAAUUAAAUGAAUAAUCACGAACUUGAUAGUUUAGAUAAAUAAUGAAGAAAAUUAAUAAUUUUAUUUAUAGCACU